Penicillium roqueforti is the source of this 1230-nucleotide messenger RNA. Its product is annotated as Zn(II)2Cys6 transcription factor. Bases 1 to 1230 code for a protein of 409 amino acids. The record is from RefSeq and is a predicted model, not a curated record. The transcript has a single exon. Gene Ontology annotation, cellular component: nucleus. Gene Ontology annotation, molecular function: zinc ion binding; DNA-binding transcription factor activity, RNA polymerase II-specific; transcription cis-regulatory region binding. Lineage: Eukaryota; Fungi; Ascomycota; Eurotiomycetes; Eurotiales; Aspergillaceae. Gene Ontology annotation, biological process: positive regulation of transcription by RNA polymerase II.
AUGAAAGUGAAAAAGCCCCGAGGCAUUCGGCACGAUCGAGACUGUGGUCGAUGCAAAGCCCGAGGGCUCAAAUGUGACUUGAACCGGCCCCGAUGUCAAGCCUGUGUCCAGGGUGGAGAAGCAUGCAACUAUCCACAGCGAGUUGUAUGGGUAGAUGAUAAGAAGAAGCCGAAAUCGCCCAAAAGCACCUCACCACAGACUCCCAAUGACCAAUCGCCAAAUGUCGAAGUUUACAAGUCAGCAUCUAUCAAUCUAUACGGCUUCGUCGACCUCCUGGACACUUUCUGCCAACAAAUACAAUCCAGCAGUCGUGACAUUCCAGAAGAAGGAAUCCAACUGAUUUCACGCACGCUAAACUUCGCCCGCUCGCGUAUCCAAGAUGCAAACAACAAAGAAUCCCUCCAGUCGCAUCUAGUGGCCUUGACAAACCUGAACCAAGUUGUCCAGUCCGCACACCCAAUUGCGCUUUUCGGCAUCGCCACUUUCGCCAUGUUUGAAGUGUGCUGCGGAUCUUUUGGCAACUGGCAUUGCCAUCUCCAAGGGGCGCGCUCGCUGCUAGAUCUCCACUGCCAACAUAAGGCUGAUCUCGAUAAUCUCUGCGGCGAGAUCUCCGCUCUAGCAGAUAUCCUAGCCUAUCUGGUGUGGUUUGAUGUUACAGGCGCCCUUGUCAGGGAAAGUCCAUUAAUUUUCGAGGAUUGGCAUCGCGAGACCUUAACUAUUGGAUUUUUCGACUCAGUCGGAUGUCCAGCAGAUACGUUCGAUUUAUUUGUUUAUCUUGCAAAACACCGCAAUGGCAAUGGAACCUGCGCUAUGGACCUCUGUGCUCGAGCAAUAGCCCAAACUCUACAGCUCAACUCGGGCGACUUGACGGACCGCAAUCUUGCUGCGACCGUGUAUAGAGGCGCCGCCGCAAUCAUGGCAUUCGGUCGCGCAGGAAUGGCCACGGGCGGCGAUUCAUCUGCAUCGACAUAUCAGUCAAAUGUAGUGUCUUCCAUGGUGGAUCGAGCUUGCCAGGCUAUCGCGGAGAUCCCUUCUACAUCGAGGUUCUACGUGCACCUAGCUACCCCCGCAUACCUGAUAGGGAUGAGUGCCUCGAUAACACGGCAGUGCGAGAUAAUACGAGGCUACUGGCGUAACUGCCAGUCAUGUGAAUUCCCUCGUUAUCCGGACGCAGAGGCGCAGUGCGAGAGGAGGUGGAGGAUAUGCGGUGUGGGGUUUAGUCUCGGUUAG